AUGAACAGCGCAGUACAGGGGAAACCCGAUCCCUCAGUGGGAUAUUAUGAUCGCACUAUUCCCGGGCCGGACUAUCAGCCUUUGGCUCAGCAGGUCCUCGACGAUGGCCCUGAUCUUCUAAACACCCAACCAGAAUGUGGUAUCGGACAUCGAGUACAGGCAAGUCGAUCAGUACUGGCUCUGGUCAUAGAUGAUGAAUGUGUUUUUGCUGGGUUACAAGGAGGAGAUAUUGUGGCAUGGUCUCUCGAGACAUAUGACCUCGUGCUCUCUGUCCACGCUCAUCAAGAAAGUGUCCUGGGUCUUUAUCUGUCCGAGGACGGCGACCUUCUCUUCUCCAGUGGUGGAGAUUCCGUCAUAAAUAUCUGGUCCACGAGGACUUUUGAUCGACUAUAUUCGAUCCACUCUCACCACGACGUGGGCGAUAUCUUCUCCGUGGCAUACUCGUCUAGUCUAAAGACGAUCUACUGCGGAGGUCAAAACACCAGCAUCCAGUGGUGCGACCUCUCCAAAACAGAUGCAGUCUCGACUAAUCAGUCCGCCGCUCAUCUGUCGAAGCGCACGCACCGGUUCUUCGAUUCCCGGGGGCCCGACGGGUCACGCGCACCCCGGCCGGACGCGGGUGCUGAUGGCGUACGGGCAGUCAUCCAAGGAGGCCAAGUGCUGACCUUCAAGCGCGACCAUCACAAGCUCUUCUCGCAUCAUGGAUACAUCUACACGAUGCUUCUUGUCCGAGGCCUGCUUGAAUCAUCGCCUACGGAGGAGGUGCUUGUGACGGGCGCCGGCGACGGCGUGGUCAAGUUGUGGCGAUUGGACCAGGACGAGGCGCCGUCCGAAAUGGCAGCGCUCGAGAACAGGGAUCCGGUUCUUGCGCUGGCCGUCGAUGGAUCGUUUCUCUACUGUGGUCUUUCUGGGCUGGUGAAACGCAUCACCGGACAUACGGGUGACCUAUGGGCAGUCGAUAUCGUUCAGGGAUUGGUGGUUUGUGGUGACUCUAAUGGAGUCAUCAAGAAAUUUAAUUCUCGAUUUGAAGAAGUGGGCAGCUGGAUUGCUCACGGGGAACGAUGCUGGCGCAAUGACAAUACGGUGGGCAUCUGGGAUUUGACGGAGGUGUCUAGCAAGCAGGAUGAGCAGGCACCGAUCAAUAAUGACGAAAUGGUCAACUGCCUUGCUAGAUUCGUCACCUUCAAAACAGUUUCGGCCAGCCCGAAAUUCGCCGGAGAGUGCAACCAGGGAGCGGCAUUCCUCCGACGACACUGCAUCUACUUGGGGGCGAAGACGAAACUCCUGCCUACUGGACAAGACACGAAUCCGAUUGUGUACGCACGAUUCAGCGCCAACUCCCCGGAUAAAGUCGACAAAACUCUUCUGUUCUACGGCCACUACGAUGUUGUGGGUGCGGAUGCCAACCGAACGAAGUGGAACACGGAUCCGUACCAGCUGGCGUCUAUCGAUGGCUUUUUAUACGGCCGAGGAGUUUCGGAUAACAAAGGACCUAUCCUGGCUGCAUUGUAUGCGGCAGCAGAUCUUGCCCGGCAAAAGGCGCUUCCAUGUGACGUUGUUUUCCUUAUCGAGGGCGAGGAGGAGUCCGGGUCCCAAGGAUUUCACGAGACCGUCCGGCAACACAAGCCGGAAAUUGGACCGGUUGAUUGGAUUCUACUGGCCAACAGUUACUGGCUGGACGACUACAACCCCUGUUUGACGUACGGCCUGCGGGGGGUGGUGCAUGCCAAUCUGAUCGUCACUAGCGACCACCCGGAUCUGCACAGCGGUAUAGACGGAAGCGCAUUGCUCGAUGAGCCGUUGAAGGAUCUGUCGAUGCUGCUGGCCAGCUUGGUGGGGCCGAAAGGGCGGGUCAAUAUCCCAGGCUUCCAUGACCUGGUCCUUCCCUUGACGGAGGCGGAAAAGCAGCGAUUCGCGGAUGUGGCACGGAUCCUGCUCCCGCAGCACCCUGAAAUCACCGACCGCGACGCGCUCAUCAACUCGUUGAUGCACCGGUGGCGGGAGCCGUCUCUCACCAUCCAUUCGGUCGAGGUGCCUGGAAGCAGCAAGGCCGCGACGACGACCAUCUCGCGCAAAGCCAAAGCCAGUCUCUCGAUCCGAGUCGUCCCGAAUCAAGAGGCCGACGAGGUAGCCGCCAACCUCACCAUGUACGCGCAGGAGCAAUUCGACAAGCUGGAGUCGCAGAACGACCUCACGGUCGAAAUCACAGGCAAGUCGGAUCCCUGGCUAGGCGAUCCGGACAACGAGAUCUUUGCGACCCUCUCGGAAGCAAUCACUGCGGCGUGGAGCCGGGACCAGACCAGCCAGAAACAUCAGUAUCCGCCGCUGCAGCGUGUUUCCAAGGGCAAGGACACGCCGGGCCUCGCGCGCACCGACUCCUCGGACAGCCUGGCGUCGCACAUCGACCGCAUCAUCACGUCGACGACGACCUCGUCGGCAGGCAAGAGCAAGGCCCGUCAGCGCUCCUCCGCCCUCAGCAGGACGGUGCCCACCUCGUCCACGCUGACGAGCAAAUCGGGCGUGAUCGUUUCCCCAGACGCAAGCGGGGACUCUUCGCCCGCCGAGAAGCCUGCAGCCACUACCAUGGACCCAGUCGCUACCCGUUCAACCGUCCAGCCGAUCUUCAUCCGCGAGGGCGGAUCGAUCCCCACGAUCCGGUUCUUGGAAAAGGAGUUCUCAGCGCCGGCGGCCAAUCUACCCUGUGGGCAGGCGAGCGACAACGCGCAUCUGUACAAUGAGCGGUUGCGGGUGGAGAAUCUGUACAAGAGCCGGGAGAUCUUCCAGUAUGUGUUUUCGCGGUUGCCGAGGCGCCACCUUCCCAGUUAG
Aspergillus novofumigatus IBT 16806 is the source of this 2826-nucleotide messenger RNA. Its product is annotated as glutamine amidotransferase subunit DUG2. Gene Ontology annotation, biological process: proteolysis; glutathione catabolic process. NCBI's taxonomy places the organism in Eukaryota, Fungi, Ascomycota, Eurotiomycetes, Eurotiales, Aspergillaceae. Gene Ontology annotation, molecular function: peptidase activity; protein binding. The transcript has 8 exons. The record is from RefSeq and is a predicted model, not a curated record. The coding region runs from base 1 to 2826 and encodes 941 amino acids.